AUGGCAGGCUUUUUACGUGGAAAACAAGCUGGUAUACAAAAUGAUCUAUCUGCCGGUAUCUUGCCAGGCUUGUUUGCGCCGGAUGAUUUGGAUCGUUUUGGGAUCAAUUCGCAAAUAGGUUCUCUCGCAUAUGAUCCAGUACAAUCUUUACUUGCUGUCGGAACGAACGAGACAACCUUUGGAAGCGGACAAAUUUACAUCUUUGGUCAGAAGAGAGUACAAGCAAAGCUUACAUUACCCCGUCGAGCAUCAGCUAAAACUCUACAAUUUUGCGCCGACAGACUUAUUAGUUUGGAUUCGAAGAACGAAGUUAUAGUAUGGGAUUUAGCAACAGCAAAGAAGUUGGCAGCUUACUCCCCGCCAGGAAUUGUGACUACCCUUGUGACGGAUCCUAUGCUAGAUUGGUGUUUGAUUGGAUUACAAACGGGAGAUAUUAUAUGCUACGACUUGGAUAGGGAGAAGCUUGCGCCUUUACGACUUCCGAAUUUCUGGCGCGAAAAGAAUCCAAGAUCGAGGUUGUUGAGCUGUGUAUCUUUACAAUUACAUCCUAGAGAUAUUGGGCAGUUAUUGAUAGGAUAUACCGAGGGAGCUGUGAUAUACUCAUUUAAACAGAACAAACCCGUCAAAUACUUCCAAUACGAAGUUCCAGCCGGAGCUCCUGGUGGGAAUGGAGAUCCUUUGGGAAAGAAUGCAUCUAGACAACCACGCCUUACACAAGCUCUAUGGCAUCCCACUGGAACUUUCAUUGCUACAGCGCAUGAUGAUGCAAGCAUUGUAUUUUGGGAUCCAAAAGACGGAAGAAUUGUGAUGGCUCGGACUCUACAAGAUACACAUGUGAACGUACCUGGAUCUCAGCCGCAAGGUUCUGGCACCUCGCUCGGUACGUUCUCCCUCAAGGAAGACUUUGCAAAAAUAGCUUGGUGCUGCAAAGAAAACCCGGAUGAUACUGGUCUCCUUGUGGCUGGAGGGGUCCCAACCACGACACCUACCAAAGGUAUGACAUUUAUGGAGUUGGGUGUAACUCCUGUUUAUGCGACGUCAACUUGGCAAGUCUUGACUGAUCACUUUAAUGCAAAACGUCAACAUUUCCUUCCAACUCCUACCGGGGCAGACAUUGCAGAUUUUUGUCUCAUUCCUCGUGCUUCUCCACAUUUUGCCGGAGCUCAAGACCCUAUUGCCAUUAUUGCACUUCUCACAUCGGGUGAAUUAGUCACAUUAAGCUUCCCUAGUGGUCAUCCUGUCUCUCCUACAAACCAACUUCAUCCCUCCCUUUCCUUUGUCCAUCCGUUUGUCAAUUUCAUGGCAGUAUCUGCCGUUGAUAGAGGUCGAUGGCUUGGCAUGACAGAAACUCGUGCUAUGGGUCCACCGAUUCUGAAAGGGGGUGCAGAAGGAGUGAAACACCUACGGAGAUAUGAAGCACGGAAUAUCAUUCAGACGGCUCACGGAGAUGGCACAAUCAGAAUUUGGGACGCUGGCCAUGGAGAUGAAUUGGAAAACUCUACUUCACUACAAGUCGAUAUCGCCAGAGCAGUCGCACGUUUCGAAGAUGUCAAUAUCUCUACAAUUAAUAUGGCUUCAGCUACUGGAGAGUUAUGCGUUGGCACGACUGCUGGUGAAGUGGUAGUUUAUAGAUGGGGCGGCAACAGAGCUUACGGUAGCGAGCAGCCUCCAAAUGAGACUCAACGUGGUGGUAUCACAGAUAUCUCUAUUCGUGCUGAGCCAUCUCUCAAAGAAGGUCUACAACCAUUCAUUCUCUAUGAUAUCCCGCAGGGAUCCAUAAGUGCGACACGAAUGUCAGAUGUUGGAUUCGUAGGAGUGGGAUCUGAAGGUGGACUUUUCUCAAUCAUAGAUCUCCGAGGACCAUCUGUCAUUUUCAGCGCCGCAAUGAGUGACUUCAUCAAGCAAGAUAAAAGAAGUAGUUUCAUGAGAAAGGGAAGUAGCCAAACAUCUGCCAGAUCUGAGUGGCCUGUGUGUAUUGAAUUUGGCGUUAUGACGCUAGAUGAUGAUAAAUACUCUAGCAUUGCUUGUUUCGUAGGAACAAACAAUGGUAAAGUCACCACAUUCAAAAUUCUACCACAGCAGAAUGGUGGAUAUACAGCUCAAUUUGCAGGAGUGACAGCUUGUUCCGACAAGGUAAUUUCAAUUACGCCAAUUGUGGCUGAAACUGGAAAACCUGCAUCGGCAACUGGGCCUACAGUAGCUGCGCUUCGCAGUGGACAGCAAACUAAUGGUGCCCUUGUAGUUGUGACCCAAACUGAAGCCCGUAUCUUCAAACCUUCCAGCGCCAAAGGUGCUCAUAAAACCUUCGACGAUGUUUUUUGUGAUUCCGCUGCUGUCACGGAAUUCGAACCUCAUGGUUUCGCACUCGUUGGCGUUUUUGGUGAUGGUACAACCCGCGCUUACUCCCUACCAGCAUUGAAAGAAAUCGGCAUGUCCAAGCUUGACAUGCUGGACAAGACUCGUUCUUCAAACAGUGUCGUGACGCCUUCUGGGGAUAUUCUAGGUUGGACAGGCCCAAGUGAGAUUGCAAUGGUUAAUGUAUGGGGAACCGGACUACCACUCGGCAGAAGCCAGGAUAAGUUAUUCAAUCCCGAAGCAUUAAUUCCUCCGCGUCCCACCAUAUCAAAUCUUCAAUGGAUAUCAGGAACUCAAUACGUCUCACCAACCGAUCUGGAUCUCCUAAUUGGUGGUCCCGAUCGUCCACCUAGUAAACGCAUGCUUGCGGCGUCAGCGGAGGAAGAACGUCUAGCUCGAACUUCUGGUGGUGGUGGAGCAGGACCUAGUGGAACUCAAGAGGGAUGGGGUGACUAUAUGACAAGACAGCUAAACGAGAGAACGGAGAAACUUAACAUUAUGGGUGAUAAUCUGGAUAAGGUGCAGGAGAAUAGUGCUGGGUGGGCGGAUGAUGUUAGCAAGAUGUAUGGAUGGGCGUUCUUGGGAUUUAGCGGAUACCUGGUAUGGGAAUCAUACUUCGAGAAUGCUUGA
Messenger RNA from Sclerotinia sclerotiorum 1980 UF-70, 2985 nucleotides. RefSeq lists its product as hypothetical. Gene Ontology annotation, molecular function: syntaxin binding; GTPase activator activity; myosin II binding. Gene Ontology annotation, biological process: regulation of exocytosis; establishment of cell polarity; regulation of protein secretion. NCBI's taxonomy places the organism in Eukaryota, Fungi, Ascomycota, Leotiomycetes, Helotiales, Sclerotiniaceae. The record is from RefSeq and is a predicted model, not a curated record. The transcript has 4 exons. Gene Ontology annotation, cellular component: cytoplasm; plasma membrane. Bases 1 to 2985 code for a protein of 994 amino acids.